CGGUGGCGGCGGCAGCUAGGAUACGGCAAGGGUCGCACGCACACUAGCUGGCAAGUCCGGUGGCGCGCGUCGUCUGCAACACGGAGCAACGGGCGGACCGCGUCGCGUCGCACGUCGGCGGCAGGGCAGCGGACGAUAAACAGAUCAGCGUCUCCAGGUGCGAGCCGCAUAUCAACAGGUCUCCCUCGCCCCGUCUCGCGCGAAGUUUGACCGCCUCCGGAACUAGAGGAAUCUACGUGGUGCCUGUCUUCGCCUGCUGGAGAAAAACCUGUUAAUCCAGACUGUGAGGGCCCUUCAGACGACGAGAACCUCUGAUUCACUUCGCCCAGGGACCGAGACACAGGGCGAGCUCUCCUCCUGGUGGUUGCCUGCUGUGAUGACGCACUGACUUUGCCGGCGCCGUAGACUAUCUGCAGCGACUGAGCUGCUACUGUCGCUUAGACUGGCCGUCGUCGCGGUGCCUCUGGUGGGGGAGAUGUGUGGAGCGGCGCCGGCGCGGUGCGGCCGCCUGCUGCUCGUGGCGCUGCUGCUGCUGGCGGCGUCGACGUGUGCGUCAGCGCGGCGCAAGUCCGGCGGCGGGCACCGACACGCCGCCCCCAGGACCACCACGCCCGCGCCGGAGGUCGACAUCUGCGACAUCCAGGAGCCCGGGUCGCCGGUGUUCUGCUACUGCAAGAGCGGCGAGACCGGGCAGGUGGCGUCCGCCACGUGCCUGGUGUUCUCGACGCCUCCAGAUGAUGAGGCGGCGUGGUCAGCGUUCCAGUCGCAGCCCGGCAUCCGCACGCUCAGUCUCAACGUCCGCGGUGACGGAAAGCUCACCAGGAUGCCAACCAGGUUGUUCGCGAAUCUGCCACAGCUGGAGGUGCUGUCGCUCCAGUACGCCAGCAUCAACCGUGUGACGCCGUACGCGCUGGCCAACAGUUCCAGCCUCAGGGAGGCGUCGCUGUCCAGGAACCAGUUCGUCAAGUUGGCGCCGCGAGCCUUCCACUCCCUCCCUAGGCUGGAAUCACUGUAUCUCAGCGAGAACCGCAUCCAGGAGCUCCACCGCGACGUGUUCGUGGACCUGCCGUCACUGCGGGUGCUGGCGCUGGACCGCAACAACCUGAGCGUGCUGCACGAGCGCGCGUUCUCGCAGCUGCCGGCGCUGCAGGAGCUGGACCUGCACGGCAACCAGCUGCCGGCGGUGACGCGCGCCACCUGGGCCGGGCUGGGCGCGCUGCGGCGGCUCGACCUCAGCGGCAACCGGCUGGGCGCCGUCGCCGACGGCACCUUCCAGCUGCUGGGCGCGCUGCACGAGCUCGAGCUCGCCGAGAACGACGUCGAGUGGGUGGGCGCGCGCGCCUUCCAGGGGCUGCGCGCGCUGCGCCGGCUCUCGCUGCGCGACAACCAGCUGGCGCAGCUGCCGGGCAACCAGCUGCUGGCCAGCGCGGCCGCGCUGCGCGUGCUCGACCUGCGCGACAACGAGCUCACCACGCUGCACGAGGACACCGUCCGGCCCGUGCUCGAGACCAUGACCAACGCCAGCGCCUACCUCUACCUCGAAGGUAACAACCUGCAGUGCGACUGCCGGCUGUCCUGGAUGUACACGCUGCGUAACCAGACGGAGAGCAAGCAGGUGCGGAACUCUCUGGAGGAGCUGACGUGCGUGCUGCAGGAGGACGUCAAGGGGCCUGCAGAGGGCGGCGAAGACGACGACGACGUCGACGACGGAGACGACGACGGCGAGGAGGGCGAGGGCGGCCGCGGACGGAUGGCCAACGAUGUGGGAAGGUUCGGCAGCGUUCAAGGACAGCAGCAGCACCUGCGCCACGGCGCCGAACACCGGCGACACCCGCAGCCCCUGCCGGCCCAGGAGCUCCCGCUGGACUACGUGGCGGAGGACGUAGCGGCCGACAUGGAGGACGGCGUGGCCAACAACCACAGCGCCCCGGUGCUCCGCCACCUGCUGCAGAUACCCGUGGAACGCCUGCCCUGUCCGGAGGCCGUGUCCAGGCACCACAGCGGGGACCACGUCGCGGGGGCCGAGCUGUCGGCUGACAUGUCGCAGCGGCAGCGCCUGCCCGGGGGCGAGCUGGCGCCGGGGGCGGAGGACGCCGCAGACGGGCCCUCUGCCGGGGGGCGGCCGACCGCGGGGGCGGCAGCGGCCCUCCUCUUCCCCGCCCUGGUGCUCGCCGCUUCGCUGCCCGUCGCGUGAUCUGCAGCAGCCCCUCACCCGCUGCACUGAGUCCGCCGCGCUCCGCACGGGAUCCUCCAGUGACACGGACUGGCGGCAAACGGACAGUCCCACGACAGGACAGUCAGAGGUUUCCCCGGGGGCACGUCUUGUAUUUAUACUUGCACUCGGCAGGUGCUACGAUGAAUCGAUACAAAAAUCUCUCUAUACUGUAUUUCUUAGACGCAGCCUUCUCCGAGAUCGCCGUUUGCUCGGAAGCGACUGAAGCAUUUCUUCAAUUGAACGCUCCUCACCUCUUCUCUGUAUAGACGUUUUAAAACCCAUAAAUGUGGCCGAUAACUGUGCCACAAAUAGAAUAAUAUAACACAUACAAUUUGAUCGACUCCAUCAUUACAAACGGAACCUGUAUACAACAAUUAUAUUAAAAUACAGUAUUGCUGACAAGAUACAGGUAUCACUGAAGUAUUCAGUACGUGUCGUUAUGGAAAUUACGUUACACACGAUGAUGUUUAGUCUACGAUGGACAUGAUGCAGACAUUUAUCAAUAAUUUCUGAUGAGCAAGUGAAAUAUUUCUGAAGCUGUCCUCUUGUUUUUCUUGUUAAAAUAUGUUUUUCUUUGCUUUGCCUAGGUAUAGUUAACAGAAAUGGAAAAACUGAGGAACAUAUUAGACUUAAUCUGGUCAAGUACACACAAGCACAGCGCUUGUUUUCAAGAUCGCAUAAUGAAAUACAAUACUGCCACCAAUACUAUUUACAGUCCAGAAGCUUCAAUGAAGCAUUCAAUAUUUGUCCAGCAAGGGUAUUAAAUCCUGCAUCACGAUGAUUCGUCUACAGUCGACUGCGUGGUGUUACAAACACACAGUAAGUAUUUAGAAGGAAGUGCAUAUUUUAUUAAGUUCCUUACAUUUGGUUGACAGCAGUGUCAAGGGCAGAACUCUAUAUAACAGCAACACUUGAUUAACCACACCUGUACAGCACAAUACAAUGAAAUACAAUACUGCUAUCAAUACUGUUGGCAGGAGACAAUUAUCUCUGAUGCAUCAAAUUCUGGUCCAAUAAUAUAAUUAAAUUACACGCCGAGAUUUAUUCUCUGCAGUCGAUAUCAUGGAGAAAUUUGUCGAUAAACAAUACAUUUUCGAAAGCAUGUGUAAUAUUUCUUAAAUUCCCCUUUCCUCUAAAAAAAAAAAGGUAUUUCAUUUCACUGUAGUUAGCAACGGUCAGCAGUAAUGGAAAGAACUAAAUAGUAUACUAGACAAAAUUUGAUCAACAUGUAUGAACAUUGCAUGGAACGCCAUACUUUCGAUAUACCCAUUACAAUGAUAAAAUUCCAACAGAUCUUAAGAUCCAAUAUUUAUUCAAUACAGUCACUUAGUUACACCCUGAAAUGUUUUGUCUUCAGCCUACAGGACCCAAGUGUUUGUAGACAAACACUAAACAUUACACUGUAAAUCAGCAUAAAUGCAGAGCAUGAGCUUGAUGUUUGAUAUUAUUUGUAAUUUAACCAUAAUCUCUACCAGUCUGAAAUAUUAAAUGAUUAAAAACCUUUUUUAGCGAGCAUUUUCCAAUCGAAAUAAUUUCAGGUGUUAAUGUAAUAACGAUUCGAAAGUUAAAAGAAACAUUAUCAAUUUUAAAUUUUAGUGUGAAUACAUCUUUACAAGUGUUUAUCACUGACUUGCAUACCGUACCAGACAAUUUAGAUGCAUGCCUGUAACCAAAUAUUAUCAUAUGGCAACAAUGAAGCCGCUGGUAGCAGUCGUGUGGUGAAAAGAGAUGAUACUGUACAAUAAAUUCAAAUAACUGAAACUGAUAUAAGCGUUCAGACUGUUGACCUGAACAUGAGGAAAUCAAAUCAAUUAAACUGCAGUGAUCAUACCACUGUAUUUAUGUAUACUGAAUAUAAAAUAUUUAUCACAUAGUAUUCCUGUGGUUUCUAGAUAACUGUCUUUUUAUGUUAUCUUGGAUCACAAAGUUCUCAAUCUCUUUUUUUAUUACUUAUGAGAGAGAUCACAGCAAAAUGGUCUUCAUCUAAAUAAAACUAUUGUCUGUACCUUUCGUUUGGCUGAGUAACCAUUACACACUACAAUUUCUCUCCACUUCUUUGUAUUAACAGGAUUCAUAGCUACACCACUAUCUCUUGGCAAGUAUGCUAUCCAUCCAUAAAGCUGGAGGCUUGCUUUCAGUUGAAUCCUUGAUUUCUUCCAAGAAGAAGGACUACAGAACAAACGAAUUUACCGAAAAUUCUAUUCAUCGAAUCAAACACAUGGAGAAGAGACAUGCGAGUUUAAUGUAGUGUUGGAAAUAAGUUCAUUUCAGACCCUAGAAGUUACUGUCCCUCUCCUACAGGAUGACAUGUUAAAACUAGUUUUGUGUCUACCAUUCCUGUUCUCCACUAAACACUGAAAUUUUACUGUAGUGAAAUCCUGUGGACAGAACAACAGGGACUGAUGACCUUCGCCGUUUAGUCCCCCUUAAACAUCCCAACAACCACCACCACCACCAGAACAACAAGUUUAUUACUUUUUCUCCAACAUCAGCACAUUCAUGAUACUAGUAACAAAUUACAAAUACAGUAGAAUAUGUUAAUGAAAUUUAAGAUUUUAGAAAUUCUAUCCAUGAAGAGAAUCUACUUCACUAAUUUGUAUCAUACCACGUCCACUGUUCCUAAAGACUUUUCUUGUUUCAAAAUAUCAAUGCGAGUUCUUCAAUCAUUUAGAUAAUAACAGAAGACCAAACUACAUUCACGCUCUCUAAAAAGAUCAGCUGCAAAGAACUCUACAUUGGCGUAAUAGUUUUCAAAUUCACAGAGUAAAAGUUUAUGUUGACUUUAAAGUGUGAAAAAAUGGGAAUUGCCCUCGCUUAAAAUACGUCAUUUUUCUUCUGUGCCAUAUUUUUCAAACUGCUUUGAUUAGACGCUGUAGAAAAGCACCGCUGUUUCAAAACGCAUCCAGCCCUGCAUAAUCCAUUAGAAGAUUAAAAUAAUAUGGAAUUAAUUGGUGACUACAGUAAGUUCUUGUAGAAUAAUAUAUCACCUGACGAAACUUGAUUAACAUCAAAUUAAACAGGAAAUGACUACAUAUUUUUUUACCAAUCAGAUACCUACACUAGAAAAUUUCGUGGAAGUAACUUGGAAUAUGAGAAUGUUUAAAUAUAAUACUCAUAUUAUGCUUGUAAAUCUAUGAUGUUAUUUGAUAAACUAAGGGCUUUGGCUCAGUUUCAUUAAAUAAUUUCAUAUAAUUUCUUCUUUUCAUCCAGGUACAUUGAUGAAUCAUCUUACUGAGUUACAUAAUUUAUAUUUAUUAUUGUCUAUUUAAACCAGCAGAUUCAGAGCCUUGAGAGCUUUCCUGUUAAUUAUGAGAUUUCCUGAAAAAGAUGCUAAAGAUUGACAUAGUUACAUAUACUUUAAUUUGCUUUGUUUCAUUAAAUUUAAAUAAUUUAUAGCUCCCGUAUUAAUUUAAAUUUAGAACAGAGGUUCCUUUUUAAACGCUUCAACUGUCCAUUGCAUAAAGGGCCUCAGAAGGACUUUGGAACUUAAACACUUACUCAAACAUAGUAAAGGUUAAAAGAAAGCAGUGAAAUUACCUCUGUAGUCUGGACUGCAUUCAUGGAGCUUUUACAAACAUUGAUGACACUACAUACAACACCAAAACAAUAAAUACUGAUGCUUUGAAUAUAACUCAGUACAGCAAACAAAAAUGUUUGGACCAUACAGCGUAACUAAGAUUGGAGACACAAUUUUUACUUGUGACUAUCAUAAUAUGUUAUGUUACUGGACUUUCUGAAAUUCUUCCAUAUCUUUUGCUUUUGUAGUUCAGCAAGAAAUAAACUUUGUAGCUUGGUCAUUGUUGUAACUAUUGAGAAUGAGGCAGUUGUGGUACCCGAUGUACAGUAUUCCAAGGAUUACCAAAUUUUGGUUUUUUCCUCCAUUAUCUACACACAUGAGUCACAUAUCUUACUAAAGGUAAAAAGAAGCAUUCAAGCAUUCAAGAGAGAAUCCAGAA
Schistocerca piceifrons (Central American locust) is the source of this 6171-nucleotide messenger RNA. RefSeq names its product connectin-like. Lineage: Eukaryota; Metazoa; Arthropoda; Insecta; Orthoptera; Acrididae. The transcript has 10 exons. Bases 476 to 2194 code for a protein of 572 amino acids. The record is from RefSeq and is a predicted model, not a curated record. Gene Ontology annotation, molecular function: protein binding.